AUGUCAAAAGAGACUAUUAGAAUUGUAAUAUGUGGUGACAAAGGUGUCGGUAAAUCCAGUUUAAUCGUUUCCUUGGCCAAGGAUCAAUUUCUCCCGAAUUUACAAGAUGUCAUCCCAACAAUAUCAAUACCAAGAGAUUUCUCUGCUAGUCCAUAUUCUCCGCAAAAUACAAUCAUUAUAGACACCAACGAUUCUGAUACAAUAACUUUGCAAUCUCAAUUGAAAUCUGCAGAUGUUAUUUGGCUUGUCUAUUGUGAUCAUGAAUCCUACGAAAGAAUCUCUUUACAUUGGAUGAUGAUGUUUAGAUCAUUGGGUUUAAAUAUACCCGUGGUCCUUUGUAAAAAUAAGUGUGAUCAAUUUGCUCUUUCAUUCUUACCAUCAUCCUCUUCAGAUGCAUCCUCUUCUUCAGAUGCAGCCUCUUCUGCAACUUUAAUACAUAACGCUACCGACAACGAUAACGUAUCGUCGGCGUCUUCAAAGGAUACCAAAGUAGAAGAUGAGGAAUUCAUUCCCAUAUUAAUGGAAUUUAAAGAAAUUGAUACUUGUAUAAAGACUAGUGCAAAACAUCAAUUCAACGUAAAUCAUGCCUUCUAUCUUUGUCAAAGAUCAAUAACAAACCCUAUAGCACCUUUAUUUGAUUCCAAAGUGGGUGAAUUGAAACCACUGACCGUAAACGCACUAGAAAGAAUUUUCAUAUUGUCUGAUAAAGACCAAGAUAAUUUCUUAAAUGAUUCAGAAUUCUUAGCAUUACAGAGGAAAUGUUUCAACAAAGUAUUAGAUUCUAAUGAUUUUAACUUGAUUAAGACUACUUUAAUUCAAUUUCAAUCCACAUACUCCGAGACAAACGUUGUAUCACCGUUAUAUGUUCCACGUAAAGGAAUCACAUUGAAUGGAUUCAUUGCAUUAAAUAAAUUUUAUGCUGAAAAGGGAAGACAUGAAACCACUUGGGGAAUCCUAAGAGCUUUCCAUUAUACAGAUUCUCUUUGCAUUAAUGAUAAGAUUUUAUAUCCAAAAUUAAACGUCCCUGAAACUUCAAGUGUAGAAUUAAGUCCCAAGGGUUACAGAUUCCUAGUAGAAUUAUUUAGACGAUUCGAUAAGAAUAAUGAUGGUGGAUUAGAUGAAAAUGAAUUGAUUCAAUUGUUCAAAGUCACUCCAGGGUUACCUUCACUAUGGACAACAACCGAUUUCCCCUCAUCUACCGUUCUGAAUAAUAGAGGGUUCAUCACUUUACAAGGUUGGUUGGCUCAAUGGAGUAUGACUACAUUCUUAGAUUAUAAGAUUACCACGGCUUACCUGGUAUAUUUCGGUUACGAAGAAGAUGUUAAGCAAGUCUUACAUAUUACCAAACCAAGAAAAUUUAGAAGAAGGAAGGGAAAAUUUUAUAGAUCUCCAAUCAAUGACAGGAAAGUUUUCAACUGUUUUGUCAUCGGGAAAAGCAAUGGUGGGAAAAGUUCACUUCUGGAGUCAUUUUUGGGAAGAACUUUUAUGGAUUCAUAUUCACCUACCAUUAGACCCAAGAUUGCUGUAAAUAGUUUGGAAUUGAAAGGUGGGAAACAAUAUUAUUUAAUUCUACAAGAAUUUGGUCAACAACAACCUGCUAUUUUGGAAAAUAAAGAAAAAUUGAAAAAUUGUGACGUUAUUUGUUUAACGUAUGAUUCAAGUGACCCAGAAUCAUUUUCGUCAUUAGUUGAUAUAUUAAACACUUACAAACAUUUACAAAAUAUUCCCCUAGUAUUUGUCGCUUUGAAAGCCGACUUAGAUAAACAACAACAACGGUGCGAUAUUCAACCAGAUACACUUACUGAUUCAUUAUUCUUAAACCAUCCAUUACACAUUUCUUCUGCAUGGGUAAGCUCAUUAAAUGAAUUGUUCAUAAAGAUAACUGAAGCUGCAUUGGUACCGGGAGAAUUUACACCGGGGUUCCCACAAGAAGAAGUAUCUUCAUCAUCAUCCAUGGGACUAAUACCAGCUGAUGUAGGUAAUGAUGUUAGAACUGCUGUGAUUGUGGGUUCAACUAUAGGAUUCAUCUCAUUGUUAAGUUUCACUAUCUUUAAAUUCAUGAAACCUUCUAAGUUUCAUUAG
Naumovozyma dairenensis CBS 421 is the source of this 2082-nucleotide messenger RNA. RefSeq names its product ERMES complex Ca(2+)-binding regulatory GTPase GEM1 (gene GEM1). Bases 1 to 2082 code for a protein of 693 amino acids. Gene Ontology annotation, cellular component: mitochondrial outer membrane. The transcript has a single exon. Gene Ontology annotation, biological process: regulation of mitochondrion organization; mitochondrion organization; small GTPase-mediated signal transduction. Gene Ontology annotation, molecular function: GTP binding; GTPase activity; calcium ion binding. Lineage: Eukaryota; Fungi; Ascomycota; Saccharomycetes; Saccharomycetales; Saccharomycetaceae. The record is from RefSeq and is a predicted model, not a curated record.